Messenger RNA from Funneliformis mosseae, 270 nucleotides. The record is from the annotation of a GenBank genome assembly. NCBI's taxonomy places the organism in Eukaryota, Fungi, Glomeromycota, Glomeromycetes, Glomerales, Glomeraceae.
AUGGGUAUAAAUAGUGUUCUAAAAAAAAUAACACCACUAAAUAUUUUUUCUUUACUUAUGAUGAGAUCACCUAUUGAAACAGCUGCCACUCUUAUAAUAACUGGUAUCUUGUCUGCUUUAUUCGUAUAUUGUUCCAAGAAUGAAGAUGACACAAUAACGGCUAGGGAAGGCAACAUAAAUAAAGAUCCUUCUAACACCAAUGAUGACUCCGAUAUAGAAGAUUGGGUUGAAAUUGGGAUGAAAACUGAAAUCUCUAAUAUCGAAAAAUAA